UGCCCGAGUGGUGGGUCCGGCACCCACCGGCCGUGCCGCGGGGGCCUCUCCCGAGGCUGGAACACGGCUGUGCUCGGGCCACGGCCCCUCGUGGGCGCCAGCUGCUCCUCUCCACGCUGUGCCACCCCGACCAGGUGUCCCCAUGGAGUGAGCCCGCACGGGGGUCCCGGCAGCUGUGCCAGCACGGGGGGCCGCUGGCUGCCAGCACCGCCAGCAUGAGCGACUUUUGGCACAAGCUGGGCUGCUGCGUGGUGGAGAAGCCCCAGCCCAAGAAAAGGAGGAGACGGAUCGACCGCUCCAUGAUCGGGGAGCCCAUGAACUUCGUCCACCUGACACACAUCGGCUCCGGGGACAUGGCUGCAGGAGAGGGGCUGCCCAUGGUACCCCCAACGCUGCGGGCGGGCUGGGGGGCUCGGCUGGGGGCUGGGGCUCAGGGCUGGCUGACACCUG
This is a messenger RNA of Cyanistes caeruleus (blue tit), 450 nucleotides long. Lineage: Eukaryota; Metazoa; Chordata; Aves; Passeriformes; Paridae. The record is from RefSeq and is a predicted model, not a curated record.